Molecule: messenger RNA, 5756 nt
Organism: Amphiprion ocellaris (clown anemonefish)
Lineage: Eukaryota; Metazoa; Chordata; Actinopteri; Pomacentridae
Exons: 5
Coding region: 2942-4450 (502 amino acids)
Molecular function (GO): catalytic activity
Source: RefSeq, a predicted model, not a curated record
CCUUCUCUGUUCCACUGCUCAAGUUCAAUCCAGUAUAUAAAAUGACAUUAAUAGUGAAUAAACUAACAACCAGCCAUUGUAUUUAUUUAUUAUUGCAUGUAUUUGUAGUAAAACAUGAUUUGACACAUCCUACUUUUGGAUCUAGAACUGCACAAGCCGUUCAUUUUCAGUCACCUGACGAGAUAAACUCCGCUUUUUAUGUGAGAUUGAAGCAGAGUCUGAGUUAACAAAGAAAGUUGUUUAUAAUUUGCGAUACCUGUUAUCUCUGACUGAGGCUUUAGUUUUUGUUGAGCCGAUUUACAAGUCAAAACUUUGUUCAGGAAGAUUUCUCAGUAGCUCAGAGGACAGGAUGCUUUUUACACAACCUUGUAAGAGAAUGUCUGCCAAUGCUUUCAGCAGAAUUUAGAAACACAACACUUCCUAAACAGAUAAUUUGAGGCUGUGAGGUUGAACGUUUGAGAGUAUAUCAGUGUGUUUGUUUGUGGUCUUUCUGUUUCUAGGUGGAAGCUGAAUUAGUGAGGAUGACUCCUGCUCCUGUCAUCUCUAAGCUCCUCACACAUCUUUACCUGCACAUGAGGAAAAUCACUCCUGUAGAAUGCAGAUGUUCAGAGGGAGAUGAUGCCACAUCUGGUCCAGCCGAUGGAAGGUCUUGAAGUUCUCUGACUGGCCUCGACUGAAGAUGGUCGUCUCACUGGAUUUAAGUUUUUCUGUUUCUUCUCUGGAGAUGCACAAUGAGGGACGUCUGCAGCGACUGAGAAAGAGUCUCACCACAUCCUGACAUGAGGAAAAAGACUUUAUUGAAGACUACAAUGAGAAAAACUAUCCAGACAGCAGAUGGCUGCAUUCAAGAUCCACCAACCACUGGAACACAUCUCCAAAGUUCUGCCGGGCCAGCUCAGCUUCCCCUCAGAAGAAGUGCCGCCACCUGCCAGAUGAAGGAACCUUUUGAGAGGCAGCUGGCAUCGUGAUUGGACUGUACUUUGGUCUGUUCCAAUCCAGCUUCAGCUCCAGAGACGGCAGGCGGGACGAGUCAACGGAGGCCGGGUGGACGAAGGCAUGCAGCUGAGUACAAUCCAGAAAACAACAGAGGAGGAGUGCAGCAGCCCAGGGCCACAACAAACAGAGUAGCAUCACCAAAGAACUACAGACUCUUCACAACCUGCUCAAACUCUUGGUACAGGACCUCACCACACGGGUCAAGAAGGUUUCCUUCUCCUUAUUUCUACUCUGAAGCUCCCCUUCUCCUGCUCAAACUGCUGACAAAUGUUUCUGCUGCUCUAAAGUCUGCUCUCCAGAACUUCCUAAAAACUCUCAGUCUCUUCUGCUGCAGGUUGCUUUGUAGAACUGUUCCAGAAAACCUCACUAAACCACAUGGAGGGGCCUCAAGAUAGUCGUCCAAAUGAAACCGUACAAAAACCAAACUAGCACAACCCAAACAUUAAAGUCUCCUGCAGCCUACCAGAGAACCUCUGAGAACAGAGAAUCAGGACAGGAACUCUUACCUUCUGGACAACCAACGCUGGUUCACAAACAAGAAUACAGAAUGUGUCUGACCAAAAACCUCUGCAGACUCACUACAGCCAAGAUAAAGACACAACUCAGCUGUACCAAAUCCACUAAUCACUGCACACAUUAGCACCAUGUGCUAACUGUGGCUAAAGAACCACCUUUACCAAGACAACUAUCCAGUACAAAGCCCUAAAACACACCAAGAAACACAUUAAAGACGAUUUUACUGCUGGAAGCUGCAAGCCAACGUCUAAAGAACAAACUGAAGCAACAGAGCCAAACCCAGUGAAGAGAAGCAGAGGAAAUGUUUGGCUGCAGCUAAAUAAAGCAGGAAGACACUGAGCUGCUCAGGUGUUCCUGAUAACACCAAGCAGCCACCUGGACAGCCAAUAGGAACACAGCUUACUGGAAGUCCAGAGGGCUGGGUUAGUGAAGGAAAUUUAGUUUAAAGUUGAGGCAGAAAGUUAACAAAGAAAGUUGAAAUCUCUGAGUUUUCACACAAAGAACACCUGAACAUGUCAAACUGGUUUCAUAGUAGAACCAUUAUUGUAAAAACGUCAUAGUAUGGUGUGUUGCUCAAAAAACAUUACGACCCGCUGUCUAGGGUCGCCGAGGAGCAACGUCGAAAAAAAAUGCGAUUUUUCAACAUGUUGUAAAAACGUGCCAUAUGAUGAAAUAAUGUAAAGGAGGCCGUGAAAAACACUCCAGAAAGGUUUUCUUUGAAAAAAAAUAUCAUCAUGAAUUUUGGCGCAAAAAAACGCCAUAGUAUACCCUUUCUGGAGUGUUUUUCACGGCCUCUUUUACAUUAUUUCAUCAUAUGGCACGUUUAUACUAUCCAAGAUGGCGCCACUGUGUAUGGCAGGUGGUAUACCUCUGCUCCAUGUUUUGCUGCUACUACUCUUAAUUUCACUUUUUGUUAAUAAUGUGUCACCGCUGCUGGUGUAUGAUCCCCAGACCCUCCCAGAUUUCAGUGAUUUAGUGAAAAAGCCAACGAUCUAUGACUGUAGUGGACAAUCAAAGACGCUCCCACCGUUCCUGGCGUCUGUGCCCCACUACCUGCGGCAUCUACCUGUUCCCCCGCCCCGCAAACGUCGCCACAGAAAGCGGGGGAAACGAAGCGGCGUCCUUGUUCGACUGAGAGCCUACAUGACGCAGUCGGCGAAGUAUGAUCGUCGUCACCUGCUGCGGUUUCCCAGGGAAUAUGACGGCUUCAUCGUGCGGUGUUCCUCGGAGGUCAGCUGGCUCCGAUCAGCUGUUCCAGAUGCCGGCUACACACAUCCCAGCCGCCCGCGGCGUGUCAGCAUCUGCAGACGAGGCUCCGCGCAGGAAAAUCUCCGCCCUGUUGCUCGUAGUUCCAAGCGAACUGACCACACACCGAUGUGCGUCGCCCUCAUUAAUACGAGGUCUUUAACAAAUAAAACUUUUAUCCUGAAUGAUUUCUUCUCAACACGUGCUGGAUUUCCUUUUGUUGACGGAAACGUGGAUUAAACCCGGUGACGACAGCGCGUUCACUGAGCUCCUCCCCCCUCGCUGCUCUUUCCUCAGCACAUCGCGAACGUCAGGUCGAGGGGGCGGAGUCGCCACAGUUUUUAAGGAUAAUUUCACUUGCACACCAUUGCAUGUAAAUAAUUAUUCCUGUUUUGAAGUACAGUUGUUCACAAUGGAAUUAUCUUGUCCAGUUUUAUGUGCUGUGUUCUACUGUCCACCUAAAUACAACAAGAACUUUAUUCAGGAGUUCUCUGAGUUCAUAGCAGAGGUGGCCUCCAAAUAUGAACAGCUUUUAAUCUGUGGGGAUUUUAACAUUCAUGUUUGUUGUCCGUCUGAUCAGCUGGCCACUGAUUUCAAACGUCUACUGUCAUCCGUCGACCUUAUUCAAACUGUGGAUGCUCCUACACAUAGUGCUGGGCAUACACUGGACUUAAUUAUUUCUCAUGGGCUUGUGGUGUCACUUGUUAAAAUAUCUGAGACUCCCAUCUCAGAUCAUUUCCCAGUUAUUUUUGAAGUUCUUACUCCUCCACCUGUUGGAAAGCCUCCUGUCCCAGCAUCUCGCUGUCGGAUUGUUACUUCUUCAACAGCUGCAGAGUUUGAGACUGCUUUUAUGGACUCUGAGUUUUAUGCUUGUGAUGGAAUUAAUCCUACUGGAUGCCCAGACAGCUUCCUGUCAUCUUUCUACUCAGCUUGUUCUGAAAUCCUGGACACUAUCGCCCCUAUUAGGUCCAGGUCCACCAAGCCCAGGACUGAUCCCUGGUUGAAUGAUUCAACCCGGGCCCUCAGACAGCGCUGCAGACAGGCAGAGCGACGCUGGAAAAAGAACAGGCUACAUGUAUCGCUGGAGAUACUGAGGGACAGUCUCGUUCAGUAUCAGAAGGCUGUGAAGGAGGCUAAAUCACAAUAUCUGUCGGAUAUUAUCUCGACAAAUGGACACUGCCCCCGUGUGUUGUUCAGUACAAUUAAUUCUGUUGUGAGCCCCCACACCGAUCCUCUGUCUGACGCCACUGUUUCUACAUGUGAAGACUUUCUAUGCUUUUUUGUGGACAAAGUGAUGUCUGUGAGAGCAUUGUGCAGCAGCAGCAUCAGCCCAGAUCAGUCUGCUACAACCCCACACUCUCCAGUGUUUGACCACUUUGAGCCCAUCUCCCUUUCAUCCCUUACUGAUGUAGUUAAACACAUGAAAACAACAAAUUGCCCUUUGGAUGUUUUCCCAACUAAAUUGCUUAAAGAUAUGUUUUCUACUGUUGGGCCUGUCCUCUUGGUUUUAAUGAACACUUGUCUUAGCUCAGGAUGUGUUCCAGCUUCUUUUAAACAUGCUGUUGUGAGACCACUCUUAAAAAAACACAUCUCGAUGCUAAUGUUUUAUCUAAUUUUAGACCUGUUUCUAACUUGCCUUUUAUCUCUAAAGUCCUUGAGAAAAUUGUUUUUACACAGUUACAGGCAUUUUUAGAAAACAAUUUUAUUCUGGAAAAAUUUCAAUCCUGGGUUCAGGUCACGGCAUAGCACAGAGUCUGCACUGCUUAAAGUUCACAAUGAUAUAGCUGUGUCUGUUGAUGCCAAGCGUCCUGUUGUCCUUGUGCUGCUUGACUUAACGGCAGCAUUUGAUACAGCCGACCAUUCUAUUCUCUUGUCCCGCCUAAAUAAUUAUGUUGGCAUCUGUGGUACUGCACUCAAGUGGUUUGAGUCUUACCUGACCAACAGGACUUUUUCCGUAAUGAUUGCCGACUUGUCCUCCUCUGUUGCCUCUUUGUUUUGUGGAGUUCCCCAGGGCUCCAUUUUGGGCCCUUCGCUAUUUUCACUUAUAUGUUGCCACUGGGGUCACUUAUAGCGAGGCAUAAUUUAGCAUUUCACUGCUACGCCGAUGAUUUCCAGUUGUAUUUACCGGUGUUCCCAAGCAAAAGUGGUGCUGUUCAGUCCCUCACACACUGCAUCAAUGACAUCAAGUCAUGGCUGGGGAAAAAUUUCCUCCAUCUAAACGAGGACAAGACUGAGUUCAUCUUAUUUGGUGACAAUGUUCUUGCGGAUUCGGACUCUGUGUUUUCAAAGCUACAACUGUCGCAUUUUUUUUUUCGACAGUAUACUAUGGCGUUUUUUUGCGCCAAAAUUCAUGAUGAUUUUUUUUCAAAGAAAACCUUUCUAGAGUGUUUUUCACAGCCUGCUUUACAUUAUUUCAUCAUAUGGCACGUUUUUACAACAUGUUGAAAAAUGGCAUUUUUUUUCGACAUAGUAUACUAUGGCGUUUUUUUUUUUGUGCCAAAAUUCAUGAUGAUUUUUUUUUUCAAAGAAAAGCUUUCUGGAGUGUUUUUCACAGCCUCCUUUACAUUAUUUCAUCAUAUGGCAUGUUUUCACAACCUGUUGAAAAAUGACAUUUUUCGACAUAGUCUACUAUGGCGUUUUUUUUGCGCCAAAAUUCAUGAUGAUUUUUUUUUCAAAGAAAACCUUACUGGAGUGUUUUUGACGGCCUCCUUUACAUUAUUUCAUCAUAUGGCACGUUUUUACAACAUGUUGAAAAAUCGCAUUUUUUUCGACAUAGUAUACUAUGGCGUUUUUUUUGCGCCAAAAUUCAUGAUGAUUUUUUUUUCAAAGAGAACCUUACCAUAGUGUUUUUUACGGCCUCCUUUACAUUAUUUCAUAAUAUGGCACGUUUUUACAACAUGUUGAAAAAUGGCAUUUUUUUUCGACAUAGUAUACUAUGGCGUUUUUUUUGCACCAAAAUUCAUGAUGAUUUUUUUUUCAAAGAAAACCUUACCAUAGUG